GACUAAUUUGUUCCCACUGGAAACGACAGGCUGUGAUCUAUCUUGAGAUAGUUAUAAAAAUAUUUGGUAUAGAUCUAUUGCCUUGUUCAAAAUAACUGGGAACUCGGGAAAAUACGAGGUAAAAUCAUGACCUCAGUGAAUUUCAGGUCGGAACGUCGGAGCUCGAGAAAAAGGAAUUCAGAGUUGGAUGACCGUUCAAAUCGAUUUUCCCAGUGUUUCUGAACGCACUGAAGUCGGCAGUUGUAGAUUUCCGAGUUCCCAGUUGUUUUGAACGUAGCAUAUAUAUAGUGUUGCAUGAAGUCCGUCGUCGUCAUGACAGGAAAAUCUCUCGUUGGAACGUAACUAUAUAUAUAGUGUUGCAUGAAGUCCGUCGUCGUCAUGACAGGAAAAUCUCUCGUUGGUCGGCGGACACGUCUAUCAAAUAACAGCCAUGUCUAGAUCAUGGACUAGACUCGAAUGACGAAAGGUUUUAAUUUGGUCCGGUUUAUAUACUGUAUGGUGGAAAAAUAUAUUUAGGAUACGACCUUCUGUAUUUGUUUUGAAGCAGAUAGUUUGUGACCCUACGCAUGUCAAAGACGAAGCAAGAUGUUGAACAAUUGUCAGAGCAUUUCUACUGGUUGAACCGUUAACUGUGGGUUUUACGAAACGAUCUGUCGAAAGCAAACCAGAUUGGAUAUGAUUUAACCCUAUUCUGGUGGGCGACAUUUGUAAAUACGAGCCAAAUGAUGUCCGGAAAGCAUUUCAAGGCUCAUGAAGUCAGUUGCUGUAUCAAAUAUUUCAUAUUUGGAUUCAAUAUAAUAUUUUGGUUACUCGGAGUGGCGUUCCUUGGCAUAGGGCUUUGGGCAUGGAGCGAGAAGGGUGUGCUCUCCAACAUCUCAUCCAUCACAGACCUGGGGGGCUUUGACCCCGUCUGGCUCUUCCUGGUGGUGGGAGGAGUUAUGUUUAUCCUUGGCUUUGCUGGUUGUAUCGGAGCACUGAGGGAGAACUCUUUCCUUCUCAAGUUUUUCUCCGUGUUCCUGGGGAUCAUCUUCUUCCUGGAGCUGACAGCUGGAGUCUUGGCCUUCGUCUUCAAGGACUGGAUCAAGGACCAGCUCAACUUCUUCAUCAACAACAACAUCCGGGCGUACCGGGAUGACAUUGAUCUGCAGAAUCUCAUAGAUUUCACCCAAGAAUACUGGGAGUGUUGUGGAGCCUUUGGGGCAGAUGACUGGAACUUGAACAUCUACUUCAACUGCACAGAUUCCAACCCAAGUCGCGAGAAGUGCGGAGUGCCCUUUUCAUGCUGCACCAAAGACCCGGCAGAGGAUGUCAUUAACACCCAGUGUGGCUACGACAUUCGAGCUAAAGCGGUCUCGGAGCAGAGGACCUUUAUCUACAUCAAAGGCUGUGUGCCUCAGUUUGAGAAGUGGCUUCAAGACAACCUGACAGUGGUGGCGGGGAUCUUCAUAGGAAUCGCUUUACUACAGAUUUUUGGGAUCUGUUUAGCACAGAAUCUAGUGAGCGACAUUGAAGUAGUGAGAGAGAGCUGUUUGUUUACCUGAAACAUCUCAAGCAAACUAAAGGUUGGAACGAAGAUCUCUUCAGUUUUGCCACCUUCUAAAGGGAGAAGAUCAGGACACUUGGGAAAUGUACAAAAUGAAGAGUCUCGCUGCUUCCUUUAUGCUCUGUAUAUAAUACUUUUGUAAGAGUUUACUUUUUAUAUACAUAUGGCUGUGUCAAACACUGCCUGGAAGGGUCGUGUACAAAGCCACAUGUAUGUAUAUAUGGGAGCCAAACAUAUGUGUCGAUAUGGCUCUGGUCAUGUACAGUAUAGAGCUGAGGUGGUUCUGGAAAUGCACUGCAUGCCUAUUCAUAGGGCAUUGGUUCUCCUACCUGUAUUCUUUAAUGUUAUGAUGUCUGAUGUAUUGUACAUUAUACGUCAGAUUACCAGUAAGGAGUGAAUUGGCUGGGUAGCACUUCGUACACUGUUAUAAAGCCUGCGGAGCUGUAGCAGUAACAUGUUUUGUAAUGUCAUGCCAUACUGUGUGAAGUGUCAGUUUCUAAAGAGAAUGUGUGUUGCUAAUACCAGCCUAUUGACUAGCAAUAACCAUGAACUAACUCUAUUUCAGACACAAGUGUUGCAUUUCAUUGUCAUGUUCAAUUUACCAUUCCAUAUACUCCAUUCCAGCCAUUAUUAUGAGCUGUUCUCCCCUCAGCAGCCUCCACCACGCAGUCUAAGUAAAUCUGUCCCUAUUUGGGGUAUAGAGUAAUAAUACCACAUAUUUUGCAAAUGCUGACUGAUUUUUUGGGGGACUGCAUGUAGGUCUGUACUUUUCACUGCGCCAUCUCACAACUCAAAAAACAACUUUUCCCCUGUGCCAUAGGUGUGAUCAUGAUGUUCUGUACUUUCAUUUCAUAUGUGUUUGAAAUUAUGUAAAUAACUGGAUAGUAAGAAGUUUUAAAUAUGUCAAAAUAAAUGUAUGCUGCUUUGUAUUA
Messenger RNA from Oncorhynchus kisutch (coho salmon), 2475 nucleotides. Its product is annotated as tetraspanin-5-like. Lineage: Eukaryota; Metazoa; Chordata; Actinopteri; Salmoniformes; Salmonidae. The record is from RefSeq and is a predicted model, not a curated record. The transcript is spliced from 10 exons. Bases 723 to 1541 code for a protein of 272 amino acids. Gene Ontology annotation, cellular component: plasma membrane.